AUGGUUCUCAAGGGAUGCUCAAAAUCAUUCUUUGAUACAUUACAGAGGAAAGACUCUCCAAAAAGUGGUGAGAGGCAAAAGCCGGGCAAUGAUGAGGAGAAAUCAGAUUCACCAAAGGACAAAGCAGCUCAGCUUCAGCAUAAUCUGCCCUACAUUACAAUGGCCGUCGUUGCAACCGAAUUACUUCUCGUAUUAUUUAUGCUUUGCUGCAAACCUGCCAAGAAGAAGGAGAAGAAAGAUGAUGACAACGACGACGACGUCGCCGACAACGGUAACGGGGGUGGCAAAGGCAACGGCAACGGAGGUGACAAAACAGGCGGCAACGGCGCUCCUGGAACCAUGGUCGUUGAUAUGAGCAAGCCGAUCCAGAUUAACCUUAAUAUUCCAGGUCUAAGUGGUGAAGGAGGCAAAACAGGUGGCCCAUUUAGGAUGUUGCAUGCCACAACACCCUCAAACGUUUACGGAUCUUCCAAUUAG
This is a messenger RNA of Dibothriocephalus latus, 477 nucleotides long. The record is from the annotation of a GenBank genome assembly. NCBI's taxonomy places the organism in Eukaryota, Metazoa, Platyhelminthes, Cestoda, Diphyllobothriidea, Diphyllobothriidae.